This is a messenger RNA of Botrytis porri, 468 nucleotides long. RefSeq lists its product as uncharacterized. NCBI's taxonomy places the organism in Eukaryota, Fungi, Ascomycota, Leotiomycetes, Helotiales, Sclerotiniaceae. The record is from RefSeq and is a predicted model, not a curated record. The transcript has 2 exons. Bases 1 to 468 code for a protein of 155 amino acids.
AUGACGAAGAAGUCAAAAAAGGCCAUUGUGCACAAGACCAGUCAUAUCGCUAAGAACCACAACGCAAACAUUGUUUCAAGUACAGUCGACGAAUCUAUUGGCGUCGGCGGCAAGGCGCCCGCGAAGGUCCAUAGCCAAGCAAACUCCUUGACUUUUCAUGGGGAGUCAACCAAUGCCGAACUUGCGGAAGAGAACAAUUGCUUUUCUGGUUUACAUUCUGAUCCGAAUUUCCAAACUCCUACUUGCGAUCUGUGUACUAGAAAAUCGGGUAUUUGUGGGUACCGUUCGGGAAGUGGCCAUGACUACGACACCUGGUCCGACAAUACCGGUGGACACGGAUACACGGCCGAUAUGAAUAAGCCUGGGGACAAGAUACAAUUGCAGCUAUGGACGUACGAGACUUCUCAAAUAACCUUCGCUGAAAGAUUAGAACAGAGAAAGUGGUGUGGUCCAGGUCAGAAACUCUGA